Messenger RNA from Aspergillus terreus NIH2624, 1782 nucleotides. RefSeq names its product 3-phosphoinositide-dependent protein kinase 1. NCBI's taxonomy places the organism in Eukaryota, Fungi, Ascomycota, Eurotiomycetes, Eurotiales, Aspergillaceae. The transcript is spliced from 2 exons. Gene Ontology annotation, biological process: intracellular signal transduction; peptidyl-serine phosphorylation. The record is from RefSeq and is a predicted model, not a curated record. The coding region runs from base 1 to 1782 and encodes 593 amino acids. Gene Ontology annotation, molecular function: protein serine/threonine kinase activity; ATP binding.
AUGGAUGAGAACCUCAGCCUCUCCCAAUCACUGGGAGGCUUACGGAUCGCCAAUCCUGACGAUUCGUCCCUACACUCGUCCGAGGACCCUAUGACUCCGGCCCCCGGUGCGGCUACCGUGGCUCCCGUGGUGCCAGGAACAUCUGAUCUCCAGCACGACUUGUCCCUUCCGCAACCCCCUGCUCAUCUUGCCUCCCUCGACCCCUCCCACUCGUCCAUUCCGCCCGGCAGCGAACCCGCCAGAGAACCCGCGACCGUGUCUCCCAUCGAUCCGACGACGCAACCUCCCGCGGGCAAUCGGAGUUCGACGUACAUGGCGUAUAGCGAACCAAACCAGCAAUCCACGCCACACUACGCCCCCUACCUUUCCCAGCCCCAGCAACAACACGUCGCGCCCGCCAGUUCUCGCCCUAUGUCUGCGCUGUACGCGAAUGGUUCAUCCUCAACCCUGGCCGCUCGCGAGGGCUCCUAUCGGAUCCGGACCGAUUCUGCCGCAUCGUCCGCCUCCGAAAGCCUUGCGCGUGCGGAAUCCCGUGGACGUUCCGCGGCGUUCCAGGCAGGUGUUCCCGUGCGCGAUAAUAGCCACAGCGAUCGGUCGUACCGGACGGCGCAGCUGCCUGGCGGGAAUGGCCCGAUGGUGAUGCGGCAGUCGUCUCGUGCCCAUCCGCGCGCUGGAGGUGCUCCGCCAAUGGCCGGUACGCCCUACGGACUGGAAAAUGGCCCACCGUCCAGUAGUGAGGACUGGCAGGAUCGCGGGGCGGCUGUUUCGGUGCGACAGGAGAUCGAUGCCAAUGGGCAGACCGUCUCCCGGACUAUUAAGAAAGGGGUGCGUGAUUUCUCCUUCGGCAGCACCUUGGGAGAGGGAUCUUACAGUACGGUCGUACUCGGAACGGAUCGUCAAACACUCAAAGAGUACGCCAUCAAGAUUCUCGACAAACGGCACAUCAUCAAGGAGAAGAAGGUGAAAUACGUGAAUAUCGAGAAGGAUACUCUCAACCGACUGACCGAGCAUCCUGGCAUCGUCCGACUCUACUAUACGUUCCAAGAUGAGCGUUCGUUGUAUUUCGUGCUCGAUCUCUGCAAAGGGGGCGAACUGCUGGGGGUGUUGAAACGCAUGACCACGUUCGACGAAGAGUGCACUCGGUUUUACGGCGCUCAAAUUCUCGACACCAUCGACUACAUGCAUAAGCGGGGCGUGAUUCAUCGGGAUUUGAAACCGGAGAAUGUUCUUCUCGAUAGUCAGAUGCAUGUUAAGAUCACCGACUUUGGCACUGCCAAGAUCCUCCGUGGCCCACGGAAACCCGACGACUCGAGCGGGGUGCCUUCUCUCGACUCGACUGAUAUGCCGGAAGAAGAGCGAGCUAGCUCGUUUGUUGGUACGGCGGAAUAUGUCAGCCCCGAAUUGCUGACGGAUAAGAACGCUUGCAAGGCCAGCGAUCUUUGGGCAUUUGGUUGCAUCAUAUACCAACUCUUAGCCGGCCGACCACCCUUUAAGGCAGGAAAUGAGUACCUGACGUUCCAGAAGAUCGUGGCUCUUGAAUACGAAUUCCCCGUUGGAUUCCCCGCCGUCGCCCGGGACCUUGUUGAGCGCCUUUUGGUUUUGGAUCCUGCCCGUCGUCUUCCUAUAGAGCAUAUCAAGAACCAUGAGUUCUUCCAGGGAAUGACUUGGGGACCCGACCUUUGGAAGCGCAAAGCUCCUCGCCUCAAGGCUUAUGUUCCUCCGCCUCGUGAACCCAUCAAAUUGAAUGGCGGUGGUGAGGCUCUCGGGUGGUACCUCGACUAG